Messenger RNA from Ipomoea nil (Japanese morning glory), 2662 nucleotides. RefSeq lists its product as uncharacterized. The record is from RefSeq and is a predicted model, not a curated record. The transcript is spliced from 22 exons. Gene Ontology annotation, cellular component: plasma membrane. Lineage: Eukaryota; Viridiplantae; Streptophyta; Magnoliopsida; Solanales; Convolvulaceae. The coding region runs from base 119 to 2377 and encodes 752 amino acids.
AGAAAAACCCGCGUUCGGCGUUCUGGACCCUGAUCCUGACCCGACUAAAACCUCAUCUCUGCGUUGGUCUUCAAUUCCGAAUUAUUCUUCUUCGUUCCCUCUAAGGAAGUGGGAAGAGAUGGAAAAUGGAGGAGGAAAUUUAGAGAGUAAAUUUUCGGGUUUGGCUUUACGAGAUUCCACCAACGGUGAUGGGCUGGCCCAGGUCAUGAAAGCUGUUGAAGCAGCUGAAGCCACCAUUAAACAACAGGUGGAGGAGAAUGAUUGGUUGAGAUCUGAACUGCAAGAAAAGAUUCAGGAACUUGAAAAAUUUAAAUCAGGUGAACCGACAAUUGGGAAUUUUCAUUCUGUGGAACAGUGGGAUGGUCAUCCUGGAGCUUUUGAAUCAAGUUUGCAUUCUGGAGAUCAGACUGAUGGUCCUAGAAACACGAAUAGCAGUAUAGGCCCUGGUUUACCUAAUAAUGUUGUUCAAAAUUAUACAAACUCCACUAUGCAACAUGCAGAGAGCAGCUCCGAUUAUGGCAAAGUCAAUAGUACAGAAAGAGUGACUUUUACUGGGGUUCAAACAACUUCUGAUGUUUCUGGCUUAUCUCAUUUCUCAUCACAUUCAAAAUCACCGUUUUCUCCUAGCAGGUAUCAAAUAGCAGGAGAGCAAGACAGGCAGCUUAACUUAUCUGGACAGGGCUUUAUGCCAAUGGCUGAAGUGAAUGAUUCUAACAGCACAAAGCAGGAUAUUGUUUUGAAGAUCCAGGCUCAUGAACAAGAGAUUUCCCAAUUGAGGAAACAUCUUGAAGAAUAUUCAAUCAAAGAAGAACAAAUAAGCAAUGAGAAAUAUGUUCUGGAAAAGCGCAUUGCUUAUAUGCGCAUGGCCUUUGAUCAGCAGCAACAGGAUUUGGUAGAUGCUGCAUCUAAAGCAAUAUCUUAUAGACAAGACAUAAUUGAAGAGAAUAUACACCUUACAUAUUUAUUGCAGGCUGCACAACAAGAGAGAUCAACAUUUAUAUCAUCUUUAUUACCACUCCUUGCAGAAUAUUACCUUCAGCCACCUGUACCUGAUGCUCAGUCAAUUGUCAGUAAUGUAAAGAUUCUUUUUAGACAUCUGCAGGAGAAGCUUUUAGUUACUGAGGCAAAGCUGAAGGAGUCUCAGUACCAAAUGACCCCUUGGCCCUCUGAUGUUAACUCGAAUUUUGCUCAGUCACCUUCUGAUUUUAGUGCGAUAAGAGAUGGACUUGAACUGGUACCACAACAAGGAUACACUAAUGAAAAGGCACCUAUUCUUUCAGACCCACAGACAAGUAGAGAUUGGGAUUCAUUGGGACAUCCCCAGGUUGAUAGUACUGGUGAUUUAACAAAAAAUGUGAUGGGUGAUGAGUUGGGGAGAUAUUCACCUCUUGCAAGCAGGAAUACCAUAUCACAAGAUUUAUCUGCUCAGCAUGCAGUAAGCCAGGAUGAUUCUCUUUCCAAAUCAAGAAGCGAAGAAAUACCAAAUAAACAAGUAAAAUUUAGGGAUCAUAUCAGCAAUAAUGAGAUGGAUGAUUAUGAUAUGGAGAGACUCCAAAAUGGUAGAGAGCCUUCAGUCAGUUGGCACUCUAAAAGCUCUCCUUAUACAAAUCCCCUUGAGGAUCUGAACCCUCACUCCCCAUAUUUACCCCCUGUUAUGGAGGAACCUGCAUCCUCUUUCUCAGAAGUUGCAGAUGAUGAACCUUUACCUGCAGUUGAGGGUCUUCAAAUUUCAGGUGAAGCAUUUCCCGGACAGGAACUUAAGGCUUCUGGGUACUCUAUUAAUGGCACAACCAGUUGCAAUUUUGAGUGGGUACGACAUAUGGAAGAUGGAUCUUUUAACUAUAUUCUUGGUGCAAAGCAACCCACGUAUCUUGUUACUGCUGAUGAUGUUGAUACAUAUCUUGCCAUUGAAGUUCAGCCACUGGAUAAUAGGAAGCGCAAGGGUGAAUUGGUGAAGGUCUUUGCUAAUGACCAUAUGAAGAUUAGUUGUGUUCCAGAAAUGCACAAGUGCAUACAGAGAACACUUUCUAGUGGUCAUGCUUCAUAUAAACUGUUCCUAUGGACAGGAUAUCUUGAUAUAUGGGAGCCAGCUACCUUGUCCAUAAAGAGGGAUGGUUUUAGCAUCAAGUGUAGUGGUCCUAAUGCUGUUGCUGCAACUGAGAAAUUUUCACUAUCUAUAAAUGUUUCUAUUCCAUACGGAAGUCCUACAGAAUUUGUAAUAACUGAUAGUUUGGGAGAUGACCGUCGUCUCAAGGCAGGGAAUGAUCCGUCCGAUAUUAGCUGUUCCAGGGAUACAAUUGUUCUCACUAUGAGAUUGUUCAUUGUCAAGGCUGGUGAGAAGAAGAAAAGUAGGAAACGGGGCUUGUUCUUUAAGUGAGGAUGAUUCUUUCCAAUCACAGAAAAGUGUGUAGUGCGUAUUGAAUGCGGGCUUGUAGUUACCAGCAGCAUUCUUAGAGGAAUCAAUCUUCAUAUGUUAGUGUCUUAUUGACAAGGUGAUGCCAUUUUGCUCUACGCAUCCGCCCGCCCACUCCCAAAAAAAAAAAGAAAGAAAGAAAGAAAGAAAAAAAAAAACUCAGAGGGGAGUAAAAUGUAUAGUGUUACCAGUGUAUAUUGGUACAGAAUUGUGUUCAAGAUUCUUGAAAAUGCAUUAAGUUUGGUUAAA